Messenger RNA from Arabidopsis arenosa, 2040 nucleotides. The record is from the annotation of a GenBank genome assembly. NCBI's taxonomy places the organism in Eukaryota, Viridiplantae, Streptophyta, Magnoliopsida, Brassicales, Brassicaceae.
CUUUAACUAACCCAGUCAAUAAAGAAACAAUUUGUUUGUAUGACAAAAACAAUAAUAACCUAAGUCAAACAACUGUUCGCAAAUUUGAUUAGGAAAAAAACGUGCUUUCAAAAAUAUGUUCUACGCUUGGAAAUGGCGGGAAAGGGAAACGAAAAUACCGGUGGAGACUUCAGUUUCUCGGGCUGCUGCGGCGCGUGAUGCGCUUCCGAGGAUCACGACAGAGAAGGGCGGCAAAUCUACAGACGUGUGCCACGACGACACCGCACCGCGGGUCAACUUUCAGACCAUCGACGAGCUUCACAGUCUCCAGAAGAAACGAUCUGCCCCGACCACUCCUCUUAGAGAUGGCAGUGCCAGCGGAGUCAGCGGAACUAGUGGUCCGACCACUCCUGUCUCCAGCGAGACCAUGCUUCAAUCCGUCAGUGCAUCGUUGGCUUCGUUGACGAGAGAGACGGGACCGAAGUUAAUAAGAGGAGAUCCAACGUCGGCAGCGAACGUGGCACACGUGCCAGUGACUCCUACGUCACUUCCGACUGCUGACGUCAGCGACAGUGGCUUGAAGUUCACUCACAUCCUUCACAACCUCUCUCCCGCCGGUAACAACCCCCUAAACGUCACCGUUUUAAAUCAAGGGCCUAAUUUGAUUUUGAUCGUUGUGACAUCGACCGGUGCGUUGGCUACAUUGUCCGGAGCCAAAACCGGUCGGUCUCCUAAAGACAAGCGUGUGGUUAAGGAUGAGACCACUGAGGCCGAGCUCUGGUGGGGGAAAGGAUCACCAAACAUUGAAAUGGAUGAGCAAACUUUUUUGGUGAACCGAGAGAGAGCUGUUGAUUACUUAAACUCCUUGGACAAGGUGUUUGUGAAUGAUCAAUACCUAAACUGGGAUCCAGAGAACAGAAUCAAAGUGAGAAUUGUUUCAGCAAGAGCUUACCACUCACUAUUCAUGCACAACAUGUGUAUCCGUCCAACACCUGAGGAGUUAGAGAAUUUCGGGACACCCGAUUUCACGAUUUAUAACGCGGGGAAAUUCCCGUGUAACCGUUUCACUCAUUACAUGACAUCGUCGACGAGUGUGGACAUAAACCUAGGAAGAAGAGAGAUGGUGAUUCUAGGUACACAAUAUGCUGGAGAAAUGAAGAAAGGACUAUUUGGUGUGAUGCAUUAUUUGAUGCCUAAGAGAAAGAUUUUGUCACUUCACUCUGGUUGUAACAUGGGAAAAGAUGGAGAUGUUGCUCUCUUUUUCGGACUUUCUGGAACCGGAAAGACUACAUUGUCGACUGAUCAUAACCGAUAUUUGAUCGGAGAUGAUGAACAUUGUUGGAGUGAGACUGGAGUUUCGAAUAUCGAAGGUGGUUGUUACGCGAAAUGCAUUGAUUUGGCAAGAGAGAAAGAGCCUGAUAUCUGGAACGCUAUCAAGUUUGGAACCGUUUUGGAGAAUGUUGUGUUUGAUGAGCAUACACGAGAAGUGGAUUACACAGACAAAUCGGUGACGGAGAACACACGUGCAGCUUAUCCGAUGAGUACAUUCCGAACUCGAAGAUACCGUGCGUUGGACCACACCCGAAGAACUGGCUACACUGCUCUCGUUGCAGGAACAGAGGAAGGAGUUAAGGAGCCUCGAGCGACAUUCUCAGCUUGUUUUGGUGCUGCUUUCAUUAUGCUUCACCCAACCAAGUACGCUGCUAUGUUGGCUGAGAAAAUGCAGGCUCAAGGAGCCACCGGUUGGCUUGUUAACACCGGAUGGUCUGGUGGAAGCUAUGGAUCUGGAAGCCGAAUCAAGUUGGCGUAUACACGAAAGAUUAUCGAUGCAAUACAUUCGGGAGUUCCUUCAGAAAUACUGGAACCUAUUAAUGCCUGGGAAGACAAAAUGGCUUAUGAGGACACAUUGUUGAAAUUGGCUGGUUUGUUUAAAAGCAAUUUUGAGACAUUCACAAGUCAUAAGAUUGGUGAUGAUGGAAAAUUGACUGAAGAGAUUCUGCAGCUGGUCCUAACUUCUGAGUGAUUGAAGAUGAUGAUGAAAAACAAACAUUUUUUCGAACC